This is a messenger RNA of Arabis nemorensis, 3000 nucleotides long. NCBI's taxonomy places the organism in Eukaryota, Viridiplantae, Streptophyta, Magnoliopsida, Brassicales, Brassicaceae. The record is from the annotation of a GenBank genome assembly.
AUGGUGACUACGGAGGUUAGCACCGCCGUCUCCGGUAGGGAACCAAUGCCUCCGCCAUCAGAAUCAGGCGGCUCUACUGAUUUCUUCGAUAACGAGAGACUAAAAGAAAUUUUCUCCAGUCUUGAUUUUGAUGAAUGGACUUUGCUAAUAUCCGAAAUAGAGAAUUCGUUUCCAGAUGAUAUUGAGAAGUUAUGUUUAGUGUACGAUGCUUUCUUGUUGGAGUUUCCAUUGUGCCAUGGCUAUUGGAGGAAAUAUGCUUACCAUAAGAUAAAGUUAUGCACUUUAGAAGAUGCUGUUGAAGUUUUCGAACGAGCUGUACAAGCAGCUACUUAUUCUGUAGCUGUAUGGCUCGACUAUUGCGCUUUCGGUGUUGCUGCCUAUGAAGAUCCUCAUGAUGUUAGUAGAUUAUUUGAGAGAGGCCUUUCGUUUGUUGGAAAAGAUUAUUCUUGCUGCAUUCUUUGGGACAAAUAUAUAGAAUUUAUUUUGGCCCAGCAGCAGUGGAGUUCAUUGGCUCAUGUAUAUCUCCGGACCCUGAGAUAUCCAUCCAAAAAGUUGGAUUUUUAUUACAAGAACUUCAAGAGGAUUGCAGCUUCUUUGAAAGAGAAGAUUAAAUGUAGGAUAGAUGUUAACGGAGACCUUUCGUCAGACCCCAUGGAAGAAGAUUUGGUCCCUACACGUCAUACUGAUGAGGAGAUCUCUAUUGUUAUAAGAGAUUUAAUGGGUCCUUCCUCUCGCUCGGCUGUGGCAAAAGCGCUGCAUGCAUAUUUAUCAAUUGGAGAACAGUUUUAUCAAGAAUCACGGCAGUUGAUGGAAAAAAUAAGUUGCUUUGAGACACAUAUCCGCAGGCCUUAUUUUCAUGUAAUUCCGUUAGACUCUGAUCAGCUGGACAAUUGGCAUGCGUAUUUGAGCUUUGCCGAAACAUAUGGGGACUUUGAUUGGGCUAUCAAGCUUUAUGAGAGAUGCUUAGUACCAUGCGCUAAUUACACUGAGUUCUGGUUACGCUAUGUGGAUUUUGUUGAAAGCAACGGUGGAAGGGAGCUAGCAAACUUUGCUUUAGCUCGAGCAUCACAAACUUUUGUCAAGAAUGCAUCUGUUAUCCAUCUGUUCAAUGCAAGAUUCAAGGAACACGUUGGAGAUGCAUCUGCUGCUUCUGUUGCUCUGUCUCGAUGUGACGAGGAACUUGGUUUUGGUUUCGUUGGAAAUGUAACUAAGAAGGCUAACAUGGAAAAGCGUCUGGGUAAUUUUAAAGCAGCUGUUACUACAUACAGAGAGGCGCUCAAGAAAACACUCAUUGGAAAAGAAAACUUGGAAAUCACCGCACUGUUGUAUGUUCAAUUUUCUCGCCUCAACUACAUGAUAACAAACAAUGCUGAUGAGGCAGCUCAGAUUCUAAUAGAGGGCAAUGAGAAAGUUCCUCACUGCAAGUUACUUCUUGAGGAGCUUAUAAGACUCUUGAUGAUGCAUGGAGGGUCUCGACAAGUGGAUUUGUUAGAUCCUAUCAUAGAUAGAGAAAUAUCUCACCAGGCAGAUUCCUCCGAUGGUUUGAGCGCAGAGGACAAGGAGGAGAUAUCAAAUUUAUACAUGGAGUUUGUUGACCUCUCUGGAACCAUCCAUGAUGUGAGGAAGGCUUUGGGUCGACACAUAAAAUUAUUCCCACAUUCUGCUACAUCCAAGUUACAUGGGCCCUGUCCCUCGGGGAAUUCAUUGAGAGAGUUGAUUCAGAGAAGAGAGAAGGCUCGUGAGUGCUUGAAUCAAGCCCUAUUAACAGACAAAGGCAUUGGUGGCACAGUUGUUUUGCCACUGGAAGAAAAGAAAGAGUCACCUGUGAACUCCGCUGAUGGUGCUCAAUCUAAAGAUGCUGUUCGGUCUGACUAUUUAAACACUGAGCCUACUCUGGGGUCUCUGGCUUCAGGACUUCAAGUUGAAGGAAAUAAUAAUGUUGCAGAGAGGCAGAAUACCUGUGAGUCACAGAGUGAUCCGUCCAUGGGAUUAAAGGCGGAUGAAGGUGGUGAACACUCUCGUGAAUUAAGCCUACCGAUCCAAGCCACGCCAAAGCAUGGGUUUGUUGCUAAACCAGCUCAUAUUUCGUCCAGUUCAGUAGAUACUUUGGAAUCUGAUGCUAUAGUGAUCCAACCUAGUGGGUCAAGGAGCUCCCAAAGUUACCAAAACCAAGAGUAUCUCAGGCAAGCUGGUCGAAACAGGUAUCAUAGAAGAGAUUUAACCCAGAAUCGCAGAGAUCUGAGACCUCGUUCUCAUGAGAGACCGCCUCAGAUGUCGUAUUCUCCAGUCGAAACUAGGCGGGAGAUUAUCGGUCAGCGCAUGGGGGGUUCUCCUCUAGAAAAUCGAUCAGGGCUACAAAGCUCAAUCUCACAGAAUCCGCAAAACCGAUGUCAAAACUCCGCAUCUCAGCUGCAACCCGUGGUUCAAACGUCCAGUGCUUAUCCUCAAACCCAGAUUGUUGGUCAGAACAUCAGUGUAGCCCCUUCAGACAAUCCAGCAGCAACACUUCAAAGCUCAAUCUCACCGAAUCCGCUGGACCAAUAUCAAUACUCUGCAUCUCAGGUUCAAACAUCCUUUGCUUAUCCUCAGACUCAGAUUCCUCAGAAUCCAGUGCAAAGUAACGACCAACAAGGUCAGAUGCAGAGCAAUGAAGCUUAUAACCAGCUGAUGUGGCAACAGUAUUACUAUAACUAUCACUACUAUCAACAACAACAACAGCUUCUAUCUGAACAACCACAACCAAAUCAGAAUUUUCAGCCACAACUAGAUCAAAAUCUUCUGCAACUUCUCUCCAAACGGUACCAAUCUCAAGCCGGAACUCAGUACACACAAUCUCAACAGGUGCAACAACAGUUGCAAGAAGAAGCAAAAGUUGAUGAACAGAAACCAUCUAUGCCACAGGUGUCAACAAGGGACAGUGAUAUUCAAAAGAGUCAAGAAUCUGGAGGAAAUGAAACAGUCGCAGAUCCAUCUUCUGACACUUCCAUCAGUUCUAUAUGA